CGCCUCCCGGGGCUGGCGCCUUAAAGAGACACACAGCAGCGCCUCCCUCCCGGCGGCAUGGCGGCGGCGCGCGGCUACCAGCGCACGGAUGAUCUGCACAAGACUCAUAACUCAGUGUCAGCCGCAGAUGGACUCUCCUCGACUUCAUUUAUAGACUAUCCAAAGUACAAGCCUUUUAUUAAUUCGGAUUUGCUGCUCUCUCCACGGAAACCAGUAAUUCCAUAUCCUGAAAGCAACAGCAGAGCAAUAUUUUCUGCUCUGAAGAAUCUCCAGGAAAAAAUUCGGCGACUGGAGUUGGAACGGCUGCAGGCAGAGGAGAAUGUGAAACACCUCAGCAAGGAAACUGCAGACUACAAAAAAGUGCUGAGUGAGCAAAUGCAACACAAAGAGCAUGACAAGACUGAAGUGUCAAAGAAAAACCAAGAACUGGCUUCUCAACUGGCAGCUGCUGAGUCUCGGUGCAGCCUGUUAGAGAAACAACUGGACUACAUGAGAAAAAUGAUCCAGCAUGCAGAAAAUGAGAAAUCUCAUCUCUUGGAGAAACAGGGUUCGUUGGAGAGAGAUCGGCUUCUUGAUCACUCACACGUUCAGUCUAAGUUGGAGAAGCUGGAUAUGCUGGAGAAAGAGUACAGCAGACUUACUACAAUGCAGUCCAUAGCAGAGAAAAAAAUGAAAGAGCUGGAACAGAAGCUUCAGGAGGAAGAACACGCACGGAAGCUCGUUCAGGAAAAAGCAGCGGAGCUUCAGACAGGCCUGGAAACCAACAGACUACUGAUUCAAGCAGCAUCACCGUUGCUUUCUCCAAAAGCAAGACAACCCAGGAAGAAAACUAAGCAGCGAGAGAAGAAAUGCUCUCCUACCAGCCACCUCGCUCCGCAGCCCCAUUACAGACUGUGUCUGGGCGACGUACCCUUUGUAGCUGGGAAGUCUACCAGUCCCAGCCAUUCAGUCGGUGCCAACGUGCAACAUGUCCUACACCUGAUGAAACAACACUCAAAAGCUUUGUGUAACAGUCGUGUGGUAAAUGAUACUCCACUAGCAAAACCCAUCAGUACUGGCCAUCCUGCCAGCAAAAGCAGGAAGUCCUCUCUGCCAAAGGAAUCUUCUUCAUCCCAAGAAGAGCUCUCAGAAGUGCUGCUGACUCUACAAGAUGAAUUUGGACAGAUGACUUUUGAUCACCAGCAGCUGUCAAAGCUUGUCCAGGAAGCUCCAACCAUUGCAGUGAGGGAAGAUCUGGAGAGGGAACUUGAGGUGCUUGUGGGAAAGAUGGAAGCAAAGGCAGACCAGAUCAGCAAAGUCCAGAGGCAUCGGUUGCAGCUUGAGAGACUCAAGAGAGAAUGUAAAUCCCAAAAGACUUCUGCUAAACAAAUAAAAGGCAGCAGGUUCCCUGUUAAUGAGGUUAAAGUGACAACUACAGUAACCACGAAAGGGAAGAACGUCGGUCCCAUCAAAGUGAAACCUGGAGAGAAGAGUCGGAAGAAUCUGCAGCUGCUGAGAGACAUGCAGAGCAUACAGACUUCACUGCAGAAAGAUGAUAUCAGCUGGGACUACUGACUGUUCUGCACGAGGUGUUCUGGAACCAUCCUGCUACAUGUUCUCACGUUCUGGAUAUGGAGCAGUUGUCUCUCUUGCUGUGUGACUGCUGUAUGCCAAGUGCACUUUGGAAAUAGGGGCCAUUGACUCCACAUCUGUGGGUUUGGUUUGUGUGUAUUGUGGUCUAGUUUACAACUCAUUCCAUUUCCAAGACACUCAGCCACUGAAUCUACCCAUAGGUCUCACCAUUUCCUUCUGUGCUGUGGCUGCAGCGCUCCCUCUGCUUCACCCAGCACUGCCCCUGUCUGUGGGGUGCUGUGUGUGAAAUGUCACACUCCUGCUAUUUCUGCAUCUGGAGGCUUCUCAAGAUGCAUCUGGCUGAGAAUGCUGCCCUUGAGGAACUUAUGUCAGUGUUGUGUGUCUGCAGCUGCAGUUACUCUUAGGCUGUCUCAGGGAGAACAGGUAAAAGUCCUUUUACAGGUGACUGGAGCUCUCCUCAAAAAGCUUUCCUAGUUCUUGUGCUGCAUUGCAUCAGUCAGCAUUAAUGGCAGUGGCAGGGGAGGCUGAGUGCUCAAAAAAGGAGCGAAAUAACUUUGCCAAAUAAUUUUGCUUAGUGAUUGAUUGAAGCCUGAAGAGUGAAAGUUUUCUACACCAAUCUUACUUUAUUCAAAAGGUACAGGAUAGGGGAUGGUACCUUGUCUCCUAGUUAGCUUUGGGUGGUAAAGGACAGAGAUAAACCACAGGCAUUUUAAACUGCAAGUGCCUCAGUUGUGCCAUUCAGUCCUGGCAUCUUGCUUUUAACUUGAAAUCCGUGCUUGGAUGAGCUGUCUGCUUUGGUAGUGGUGCAAUUCAUCUUGCACUCUGACUUGCACAGCUGACUAAAUGUUAUUUAUUAUGUUAAUAAUGUAAAGAAUUUCCUAUUAAUGGAAUGUAUAGAAGGCCUAGAUUACCUGUUUAUACAGUUGAAAAGUAAUAAAGCCAGCUCGCCUGUUAAAUGGGUUGUGGAAAGGCUGCACUUCCUCUAUAUGACCUGUUUGCUGCAGCACUGUGCCCCCUCCUCUGUGCUUUGUGUGGUGAGGUGUCAUCUCCCUGGUCAGGGUGAUGACAAGAGCUACAAGCAAGCUGCAGGUGAGGUGAAAGGUAGAGCUGUCCACCCCUCUGCCUGUAGCUGAACAGACAGGGAACUCUAGAGGGUCAGCACGGACAGAAGGGGUUUGAGUUUGAAAUAGCUGUAGGUGAUCCAUGCUGCUUGCCCCCGAGGCACAGAGGUGUUUAACUGUGAGGGGAGAAGCCAGAAGCUGUUAAGCAGGCCUGGAGCCAUCCCCCUGAACCUCACUGAUGCUGGAGGCAUUGGCUGCAGGGAGCUGGGGAGCAGCUCAUCCUGGAGCUGAAGCUGCCCAUGGGACAUUUGCCUGGGCACAACCUAUGAGGAGCAGGGGCUGCCUCAGGCCUCCUGCAGCUCCUCACUGAUGGAGGGCUGAGGGCUGGAUGAGGCUCUGUAGGUGCUGCACACAGUGCAUGAAGUGCCCGAGUUGGAAUUAAGCCUCCUAGGAGCGAGAGCACUGAGGAGCUGGCACUGAGUGGAUCCCAGAUCAUCCCAGGGAACUUGGGAUUAAUGUCAGUUAUGUGGAAGAAUGUGAAUCCUGCUUUUGACAGAGAUGACUGUGCUAAUGUGCUCCACAGUGCAGGAAUGGAUCGGGGUUCUUACUGUGAGGGUAUUUUUGCAAUACUGAGCAGUGAAGCACUGUACCUGUAUUAAUAUUGUCUGUAUGUGGUAAGGGAAACCUGGCCAGAGAUGCAUUUUGUUUCCUGUCAUUCUAAAUUUCAGAGCUUGAACGUUAGCACCUUGCAAGAGCACCUGCAGAAGGAGGAGAGUGAUUUGCAUUUGCCAUACUAAAUUUGCAGUGCUAUUUCAGUAAAGGUUGUGUCCUACAAGUCCGUUGGAGAACCAGGGAGGUGGAAACCAGAGCACAGAAACCUUUACCCACUUACCAUUUUUAUUAGUGUUCAGGAAACCAAACAGCCUUCAUCAAGGAACAAAAUAUACACACAGGGUCAGUUUGCUAAUACAGAGUAACACUGUGAACCAUCUUCUGUGGUGAUUGUACGCGAGAGCAGAGCUGCCCUUGAACCUUAAAGCAAACCCAAGUCCUUCAGAAGGUAUUGUGAGGGGAGUCUGUGCACCGUUGAACCCCAGGGUUCAACCCUGAGACUGCAGGGGGAUGCUGCUGCUGCUGCCUCAGCGGGAAGGUGGCUUUUGAAAGGAAGUUUCUCAGGCAUAAGUUGGUCUUGGUCCACUCCGGUGCUCUCUCACAAAAUACUUCAUGGUGGGAGAGAAGCUGAGUGGUGCACGCUGCAGAGGGGUGUAUGGAACAGGGGACCCCAGUCUAGGGUCCCCUCUGCUUUCACAGGGAAGGAAGGAAGAUCCUGCCCCUGCACAACUUGUAACUCUGUUCUUUUACAGCCCUGCACAUGGCUGUUGGGAAGAGCAAUGGGGCAGUCAUGGUUUUCACCAAAUGUCUUUUUUUUAUCUCCAUUUGUACAGUAACAUUUUGUAUUAAAGUUGAAUUUGGACUUUGGGCAGGUGACACAUUCUUGAAGGACACCAUGAGGCAAGAAGACCUAACUGUAGGGCUCUCAUGGGCUCAGCUGUUUAGCCUGGCAGCAUGGCCUGAAGUAGCAGUUGCAAUGUGGGCAGAAAGGCUUCUUUGGUCAAUACACAGUUGCUUCUAUGAGUUAGCAGAAAACUGAAAUACCUGCAGCACACCACGCUGACCCUGCACAGAAGCAUUAACAUCACUAAGCAGAAUGAAACAGCGGCUCCCAGCACUUCACAUGUGCCCCUCAGUAUCCCACUCCCUUUCCCCUGCUAAGCAGGAGGCACUGGAGGCCAGAGGAGCUGUAGGAAGGCCUAAGGAGCCAUGCUCUGCUAUCCCCUGAGAAACAGAGGUGCUUGAGCUGCAGCCUGGCACAGCCCACAUAAACUGAAGGUGAGACUAUAAAGAUGCAGAGGUGGAAGUAAACUUCACCCUACAAAGUCAAAUCAUGUAGGUUGCUCUUCUACGUGCCCUGGUGGAGUGGUAAAAGCUGCCCCUCCUUUAAAUAAGGCCUCAUUUACAUGGCUUCCUCAGAGCUAGAGUGAAGGGGAAAGUGAGAAAGGAAGUGGGGUUGCGAUGCCGUCACUGCUGGUCUCUGGGGAUGGUGGCAAAUCCCCUCAUCAACCCCACAGUGCUGACACCAACAGCGAGGCUCGUGGCUUCACAGCUGCCUUCUGGGCUCCACAACAGUCCCAUUCAGUGCUUCCUCCUAGCAAACGGGAGGGUUUUCAAACUUCUGGGUAGGCAUUUUUCCUCCACAGCACUUCCUUCCAGUGCACUAUCUCUCUGUAAACCCAGGUGACUUCAAGCACAGAAGUGAACAAAGAAUGAGCUCUAGGUUUCUUUUAGGUGGCAAGUGCAAUGAGCUUGUGUUACCAUCAAGCCACUGAGAAGGUUAGUUGCAUAGGGGGCCUUGUUUGUUUUUGCUUAAGCUUCCUCUAGUGCUACAGUACUAAUAAAUUACCCUGGAAAGAAAU
Colius striatus (speckled mousebird) is the source of this 5107-nucleotide messenger RNA. RefSeq names its product centrosomal protein 57 (gene CEP57). Gene Ontology annotation, cellular component: centrosome. The transcript is spliced from 11 exons. Gene Ontology annotation, molecular function: microtubule binding; identical protein binding; gamma-tubulin binding. The coding region runs from base 58 to 1554 and encodes 498 amino acids. NCBI's taxonomy places the organism in Eukaryota, Metazoa, Chordata, Aves, Coliiformes, Coliidae. The record is from RefSeq and is a predicted model, not a curated record.